GGGAAGUCGCUGUCCCUACUUUCAGCUGAAGCCCGCGCCUCGGUGCAUGCGCCCACUUGCCCUCCGCUCCGUCCUGCAGCCACCUACUGUCCUCUUGCCUCCCACCAUGGCUCUGCUGUACUCCGGCCGCGUUCUCUCCGGGAUCACCAAUGCCUUCCACCCAGUCAUAGCCGCCGCAGCCUCUGCCAGAGCCAGCUCCUGGUGGGCCCAUGUGGAGAUGGGACCCCCGGAUCCCAUCCUGGGAGUCACUGAAGCCUUUAAGAGAGACACCAAUAGCAAAAAGAUGAAUCUGGGAGUUGGUGCCUACCGGGAUGAUAAUGGAAAGCCUUACGUGCUCCCUAGUGUCCGUAAGGCAGAGGCCCAGAUUGCUGCAAAAAAUCUAGAUAAGGAAUACCUGCCCAUUGGGGGACUGGCUGAAUUUUGCAAGGCAUCUGCAGAACUAGCCCUGGGUGAGAAUAGCGAAGUAUUGAAAAGUGGCCGGUUCGUCACAGUGCAGACCAUUUCUGGAACUGGGGCCUUACGGAUCGGAGCCAGUUUUCUGCAAAGAUUUUUUAAGUUCAGCCGAGAUGUUUUUCUGCCUAAACCAUCCUGGGGAAAUCACACACCUAUCUUCAGAGAUGCUGGCAUGCAGCUCCAAGGUUAUCGAUACUAUGACCCCAAGACUUGCGGCUUUGACUUUACAGGCGCUAUGGAGGACAUUUCAAAAAUACCAGAGCAAAGUGUUCUUCUCUUGCAUGCCUGUGCCCAUAAUCCCACAGGAGUGGACCCUCGUCCAGAGCAGUGGAAGGAAAUAGCAACAGUGGUAAAGAAAAAGAAUCUCUUUGCAUUCUUUGACAUGGCUUACCAAGGCUUUGCCAGUGGUGAUGGAAACAAGGAUGCCUGGGCUGUGCGCCACUUCAUUGAACAGGGCAUUAAUGUUUGUCUCUGCCAAUCUUACGCCAAAAACAUGGGCUUAUAUGGUGAGCGUGUGGGAGCUUUCACUGUAAUCUGCAAAGACGCAGAGGAAGCCAAAAGGGUGGAGUCACAGUUGAAGAUCUUGAUCCGUCCCUUGUACUCCAAUCCUCCUCUCAAUGGAGCCCGCAUUGCUUCUACCAUUCUGACUACCCCAGAUUUGCGAAAACAAUGGUUGCAAGAAGUAAAAGGCAUGGCCGACCGCAUCAUUGGCAUGCGAACUCAACUGGUCUCUAACCUCAAGAAGGAGGGCUCCUCCCACAACUGGCAACACAUCACUGACCAGAUUGGCAUGUUUUGUUUCACAGGGCUAAAGCCUGAACAGGUGGAGAGGCUGACCAAGGAAUUUUCCAUCUACAUGACAAAGGAUGGCCGCAUCUCUGUGGCCGGGGUCACCUCCAGCAAUGUUGGCUACCUUGCCCAUGCCAUUCACCAGGUCACUAAGUAAUUUCCCUGGUGUGAAGGAACAGAGACAACCUUUCCAUCUUCAGCCUUUGCUGUUGUGAGCUUCACAUGGAACGAGAGGGAGGGUGGAUGGUGGUGUGUGUAUCAUUUCUUUCAACCACAGCGCAUAAUACUCAGCAACUGAAUGUGUUUCUCAGAAAAGAACAUGUAGCAACAUAGGGCAGAGGCAUUUGUGGCUGGCAUCUGGAACUUUGUGGCUCUAAACCAAACCCUCCCUCAUCCUUUUAUCUCCAACUUUGCUGAAAGAGUUUACAUGUGCAAGAAAGUCAUAGCACCAAAAAAACCUGUCAAUCAUGCCGUUGCAAUAUUUCAGAAGCUUUAACUGAAGUGUCUUGUUUCAAGGGUUCCUCGUGAGAAAUAACACUUGUUAGCAACUUUGAGAGAAGACCUAGUUUUGUCAUUAACGGUUAACCUCAUGUUUGUCUUCUCAUGAUGGAGCAACCUUAUCAACAGACCAUAUUGCAGAAAUUGUGUUUUACCAAUGAGUCUGCUGCCAGUGCAGCAAGGAAAAUAAAAGAUACUUUUUCUUACCUUAUUUAAGAAAAAGAGAAGCCUCACUUUUCUCCCUUGUCAUUGCAGUUCUUUUCCUUAGGCACAAAGAUUUUUAACUAACCUAGAUUUUCAUCCCAUUCUAUUGCUUGAUUGAAUGACAACCCCAUCCUAUCAGAUUUAAGAAUGAAGAACAUAAUUUUCUGCUAAUACCAUACCCUCACCUUUCUGGGCGAAGAAUAGUGGAGAGUCGGUAACUGCACUUUAUCUCAGCGUCCUCUUCAAUGAUUGUGUAAUUUUCUCCUUUUGGGAUAUUGCCUCUACCCCGACGGACCUCCUCCUUUGGUUGAGUGUGGUUGUACAGUCACUUUUCUCACAUCAUGAGUCAGGGUAGUACCAGAAAGGAGGCUAUUGUGGCCUUUGUGUGCUGCCAGUUAGGCUCAGGCUUUACACUUGGGAAAGAUAACCACCACCUGCUCCAAUCAUGUAGACUUACUGCAGCCUGGUUUCUCUGUUACAAUAAAAUUACUGUAGACUCAA
Messenger RNA from Nycticebus coucang (slow loris), 2445 nucleotides. RefSeq names its product glutamic-oxaloacetic transaminase 2 (gene GOT2). Gene Ontology annotation, biological process: L-aspartate catabolic process; biosynthetic process. Gene Ontology annotation, molecular function: pyridoxal phosphate binding; L-aspartate:2-oxoglutarate transaminase activity. Bases 47 to 1399 code for a protein of 450 amino acids. The transcript has 10 exons. NCBI's taxonomy places the organism in Eukaryota, Metazoa, Chordata, Mammalia, Primates, Lorisidae. Gene Ontology annotation, cellular component: mitochondrion. The record is from RefSeq and is a predicted model, not a curated record.